Protopolystoma xenopodis is the source of this 1050-nucleotide messenger RNA. The record is from the annotation of a GenBank genome assembly. NCBI's taxonomy places the organism in Eukaryota, Metazoa, Platyhelminthes, Monogenea, Polystomatidea, Polystomatidae.
AUUCUCCUCUCGGCUACACUAACCUAUGACCCGGCUCCUUUGAAGCAGUUUCAUCUCAACUUUCCGUUCCUUUUUUUAUCCACUUCGAUUUCUUCGCCUUUGCCCUUUCAAGUUGCUUUAUCAGAGAGCCCAACAAGGCUGUCAGAGGAUGCUCUUAUCUCUGAUUCAUCGAAAUGCCUUGGUCAUCAAACCGGGUAUUCGCCAGAGCAACUUACCAAAUUGAAUGAUCAAGAUGUGACAGAGUAUGAACGAAUGAAGAAAAAGAAGAAGAAGAAGAAGGACUGCCAGCAUGAACUCCAGAUCAACCUCAAAGAGGAAAAUGCGACUUGGGAGAAGGAAGCAUCUAAUGAAUUGGCUUCACCUGAUGGCAGAUCGGAAGAUACCCUGAGGUGUAGCAAUCAGUCGGAUACCAAACACAGGACGAGCAAAAAGAGUAGAAGGGGCCAUACUGCAGUUGAAGUAGAAAAGAUGGAUUUCGACGACCAAAUUCUUUACAGUGAUGCCUCUAUGUGCAAAAAUGAGAUGGAUCCUAUUUCCUUGAAAAAAAUAAGUGAGAGAUCCGAGGUGGGAUGGCCGGCUAAACAGGACGGAACGUUAGAAAAUUCUGAAGGAAAAGGGAAAGAUAAAAUUAAACAGCGAUUCGAAAUUUGGGAUUAUAAUUGCGAUUUUGUAGCAGGGCUUGUGGAAAAUGAACUUCCUGAGGGAAACAUUAGGUCAGGAGAGGAACAUACGGCUUCGGAGAGGCAUGCUUUGAAGAGGCAAUUUCCACAAGACACAGAAAGUAAUUGUUUUUACGAAGACGAUGAUUCGGCCCGUUCGAUGAGAAGAAAGAAGAGGAAGACUUCUGAUGAUGUUGAAACCGAAUACUGUUUCGAGACCAGUCUAUUGGAUCAAGGGUCUUUGGAGUAUAAAGAUAAGAAAAGCACCUCCAGGGCGAAAAAUCAUCAGCAGAAAUCGUCUUCUGAGGCUGAGUUUCUUGGCUCUAAUUUAAACAAUGAUGAGCUUGCCACUUGCGAUUCGCCUCCCUUUCCUUCUGAUCCGGUUGAUCAA